Molecule: messenger RNA, 2010 nt
Organism: Rhizophagus irregularis DAOM 181602=DAOM 197198
Lineage: Eukaryota; Fungi; Glomeromycota; Glomeromycetes; Glomerales; Glomeraceae
Molecular function (GO): GTP binding; GTPase activity
Source: RefSeq, a predicted model, not a curated record
AUGUCUGCAGGUAAUAGGUUUGGUAGAAAAAUAGAAUUUCGUGAAGGUGCUCCAAUACAGCUAUUACAAUAUGUCGAAGAUAAUUCGAAAGACGGUUUCGGUAAAAUCGUUCUUAAUCCAGUAGCAUUAAACAUUCUUCAAACCAUCCGGGAACCUCUUGCGAUUAUUUCAGUUGUUGGUUCUUAUCGCCGUGGUAAAUCUUGGUUCGCAAAUGUAUUGCAUGGACGACAUGACGGUUUUGAUCUGGGAGCAAAAGUAGAAGGGUGCACACGUGGAAUAUACAUGUGGUCUCCUCCAUUCACGUUAGAAAGUGAACAACCUGAUGGUAAAAUAAUUCAGAAACGAGUUAUUGUCUUGGAUAGCGAAGGAAUUGACGAUCCAAAACAGGACCAACAUUGGGCGACGAAACUAUUUAUUUUAUGUUUAGCCCUUUCUUCUACUUUUAUUUAUAAUAUAAAUGGGAUUGUUGGUAGAGAUGAUAUCGGUAAAUUGUACCUAAUGACCGAUCUAAGUAAUUUCAUUCAAGAGCCAGAAGAAGGCGACUUUUUACCGAGAUUAGUUAUUUUAUUACGUGAUUUUACUUUAGAAAGUCCUGAGAGCUUUAAAGAUUAUUUUUUGGAAAAAUUAAAUAAUGUCAAUCCCGAAGCUGCUAAAGGAAUUAAGAAAUUCUUUUAUGACUUUGAUGUAUACGGGUUGCCUCAUCCAGGAUGUAAAAGAAAAAUGUUACAGCAUAUGGAAGACGCUGAUACCGAUGAACUUGAUGAAGAAUUUGUUGACGAAGUAGAGAAUGCUGUAAAAUCAAUUUAUUCUCAAAUUCCUCUUAAAUACAUUGGAUCUUCCACUAUGAAAGGUUCAGCUUUUGUGAAAUUUCUAAAUGAUAUCGUUGAACGUAUGAACAAAUCAGAAACAUCAUCAUUACUUUCAAUUCCUUCCGAGUAUGAAUCAAUUAUACAAUUUGUCGCACAAGAAGCAAUUAAAGAAGCUGUAGGAGUUUAUCAAGAACAAAUGGACCAUUUGUUAAAUGAAGAAGUAAAAUUACCAAUUUUAUGGGAUGAAUUCACAGAAAUACAUAAUAAUUGUAUUUCAGAAGCCAAUAAAUAUUUUUUUGAAAAAGUAAUUGGAAGUCCUACUCAAAUGGAAAGUUUUAUCGAAGAACUUAGCGAAAAAAUGUCCAAAAUUAAAGAAGAAUUCACGAAAAGAAAUUCUGAUGAAUUAACGGCUCAUAAUGAAAAUAUUGCGAAGGAUUAUUGGGAAAGAUACAGCAAUGAUGAAUUUCAGGAAGCACUCGAAGCUUUCGAAUUAGCUUACGAAAAAUCAAUGAUGAAGUCUCCUGAAGCUGCUAAAGUAAUCGCUUCAUACAUGCAGAAUCAAUACCCAACUGCAAUUGAAUACAUGACGCAAUUAGGAAGAAUGAAUGCAGAAUUAGCAAAGGCAAUGAAAGCCAAAGAAGAGGCUGAGACACUCCGGUUAGAAGCAUUGGCACGUGAAGAAGAAUUCCGUAGGGAAAUAGAAGCACAAAAACAUGAGCGCGAAGAAAGUGAAAGAAAUUUCAAAACGAAAAUGGAAGAAUUACAAGCAAAUAUUGACCAACAAACUAGAUCGCAUGAAGAGAUGAAAGAGCGUUUAAUUAAAGAAAGAGAUAUUGCGGCAGAAAAAUAUAAUCAGAAACUUGAGCAAUUGCACAACGAAAUGCUUGAACAACAAAAAUUAAAUGAAGAAGACAAAAGGAAAUUACUUGAACAACAACAAGCCAAAUUUGAGCAAAUACAAAGAGAGGCUGAAGAAGCAAAUCGUAAAAGAACUGAAGAAUUAAAAGAACAAUUACGCCAAGAUAAAGAGAAAGCCAUUGAAAAACAAAAUGAGUUUUUCCAGAAACAACUUGCUGAACAAAUUGCAGCGAGUGAAAGACAUCACUCUCAAAUGUUAGAGCAAAUGCGGAGAGACAAUGAGAGUUUGAGGAGUGCAAUAAGUAAUUCAGGGAGGGAUUCUCCUUUGUGUGUAAUUUCAUAA